Nicotiana attenuata is the source of this 851-nucleotide messenger RNA. RefSeq names its product 40S ribosomal protein S17. The transcript has 2 exons. Gene Ontology annotation, biological process: translation. Gene Ontology annotation, cellular component: ribosome. Gene Ontology annotation, molecular function: structural constituent of ribosome. The record is from RefSeq and is a predicted model, not a curated record. Lineage: Eukaryota; Viridiplantae; Streptophyta; Magnoliopsida; Solanales; Solanaceae. The coding region runs from base 133 to 567 and encodes 144 amino acids.
AACACAAACCCUAAUAUAGUCUCACUUUCUUUUAUUUCUGCUGAAAAUUACACUUUGCUCAGUUGCUGCCGCACACGACUGUGGUUCUUUCUCUUCAGAAAUCUCUGUUUGGUCUAAGGAAACUCUGAAAGGAUGGGUCGUGUACGCACCAAGACAGUGAAGAAGUCAUCCCGACAGGUAAUUGAGAAGUAUUACUCCAAAAUGACUUUGGAUUUCCACACAAACAAGAAGAUCCUGGAGGAAGUUGCCAUAAUUCCUUCCAAGCGUCUCCGCAACAAGAUUGCUGGUUUCUCCACCCAUCUCAUGAAACGUAUUCAGAAGGGACCUGUUCGAGGUAUCUCCCUGAAACUGCAGGAGGAAGAGCGUGAGAGACGUAUGGACUUUGUUCCUGAUGAGUCUGCCAUCAAAACUGAUCUCAUUGAAGUUGACAAGGAGACCCUUGACAUGCUUACAGCCCUCGGCAUGUCUGAUCUUCCUGGUGUUGUCAAGCAAGCUGCUGAGCCACAGGCAGUAGCAGCUCUUCCAACAUAUGGUCGCGGCGCAGGAGGUUUUGGGAGGAAAUACUAAUAAGAGUAUUUUCAAAGAUUUGAUGGACAAUUGAAGAGGUUUUUGGUAGAUUAAAUGUGUUGUUAGGUUUCCUUGAUGUUCUUUGAGUAUCCUUAGAAGCUUAUAAUUCCGUUGUUGAGACAUAAUGCUAUAACAGUCCUUUUACUCCUGAACUGCAUGUGAUAGAUUUCCUCAAUUACAUACAUUUUGCUGCAGGAGAAUGUGAUUGCUACCUUAUCCUUAGAUUUUGAUUUCAUUGUUGUUGCUGUGUGUGCCUAAUGUUCUAGAGUUCAUUUGUUUCUCAA